This is a messenger RNA of Pneumocystis jirovecii RU7, 471 nucleotides long. RefSeq lists its product as uncharacterized. Bases 1 to 471 code for a protein of 156 amino acids. NCBI's taxonomy places the organism in Eukaryota, Fungi, Ascomycota, Pneumocystomycetes, Pneumocystales, Pneumocystaceae. The transcript is spliced from 2 exons. The record is from RefSeq and is a predicted model, not a curated record.
AUGAAAUCUUCUAGUAUUGGUCUUCCAACACCUCGUGGUUCUGGAACAAAUGGCUAUAUUAUGAGAAAUUUAUCUCAUAUUAAGCAUGCAAGAGAGCCAAUAAAGCCUUAUACACCUACAAGGCAUGUUUCUAAGAAACCAGAUAAAGAUAUUCUUGAACAUGAUAGAAAAAGAAAAAUUGAAAUAAAAGUGUUUAAAUAUAGAGACGAACUUGAAGAUAGUGGAGAGCUUUGUGAAGAGGAUAUUGAAAAAAAAGUAGACGAGUACCGUAAAAAGCUUUUAGAUCAGGAAAAAGAUGAGAUUGUUACAUAUAAAGAUGUUAAAAAUCUUAAAUCUUACCAAGUUCAUGAACUUGCAACUGCAAAAGCCAGAGAAUUAGAGAAGCUCAGAAAAGCGUUUGAGAUACGCGAGGAUUAUGAAGAAGGUGAUGCAUUUAAACGAAUGAAUGAGAAGUCUGCAAUAUUGAAAUAA